Stylonychia lemnae is the source of this 1122-nucleotide messenger RNA. NCBI's taxonomy places the organism in Eukaryota, Ciliophora, Spirotrichea, Sporadotrichida, Oxytrichidae. The record is from the annotation of a GenBank genome assembly.
AUGCAGCAAUCUAUUUUCCAGCAAAAGCUUACUUGGGUAACAACAGACGAAAAUAAAGUUAUCGCAUUCAGAGGUUAUAAUCCAUAGCUGAAGAUUGAUGGUAAAGUUAAGGACAAGUAUGAACAUAAGGAUGUAUUGUACAAGAGACCAAGUGAAAUCAAGUUUGAAGAAAUUGAGAGAAAAUAGAUAUUUAAUCAUGCAGUACAUGGCUUGAUAAAAGCAAAGGAUAUAGUAACUGAGAAUAAAGAGAGAAAGUCAGUAGUAUUCUUUGCUUUCUAAGACGGUAAAACUAAUUCUGAACUCAAAUACGAACUCCUUCAAGAUAAUAUGAAGGAGUUAUCAAGAAACAUCACGGUUGAACUAAAAAUUAAUCUUGCCAAUGGUGAGACAAUCACCCAGGAUUUCAUAGUUGAUCUGAACGGGAAACUAACUAUUGGUGAAUUCAUUUAACCGCUUUAGGCAGUUACCGGCUAAAUCUUAUAGGUCUUUGCUAAUGGUAAUGCUUAAACUGCCAAAUAGAGAGCACUUAGUAUCAUGAAGAAUGAAUCAAAGCUCUUGCUGUUUUCAAUGGGAGAAGGAGGAAAGUCAAAACCAGAGGGACCAAGAAAAUUCGUCAGAUUUCCUACUCAUAUCCUUACUGAGGAAUUUUAUGUUAGUACAAAUGAUCAGUCUAUUUGCUUUAUUCCCAAUGAAGAUGUUAUAUUGAUUGGAUUCGGAUUUUAUCGUCAUUACUAUGAUCAUAUCGACACUAUUCAAUUGAGAACUACCGUAAGAGUACAUGAUGCCAAUGAUAGUGCUCUGAUUCAAGAGCAUCCCCUUACUCACUACUAUGUAAAAUACCCAGAUAUAGAAAUAGAUCAGAAUAAGAUUCAAUGGUAUGAACAUCUUGAUUAAGGCUGUCCACCAAUUAAAGUACUUGCGGGCCAGCAUAUGCAUGUGACAACGAUGUACUUUCAUCCUAAUACCGGUGAGAGAUUUUUCUCAGGAAGAAAUGGAUCUAAAUUCGCUUAAGUUGAUAACAUGGAUAUGGGUCUCUGGUCUGUAAAGGCCUCAAGAUACUCAACUUAUUUAACUGAUUUGGAGCAAGGUUUGAUUCCAGGAAUCAUUUACAAAUUCGCUUGA